Molecule: messenger RNA, 3731 nt
Organism: Drosophila ficusphila
Lineage: Eukaryota; Metazoa; Arthropoda; Insecta; Diptera; Drosophilidae
Gene: swm
Product: zinc finger protein swm
Exons: 6
Coding region: 349-3537 (1062 amino acids)
Biological process (GO): mRNA processing
Cellular component (GO): nucleus
Molecular function (GO): RNA binding; metal ion binding
Source: RefSeq, a predicted model, not a curated record
GCAGCCUAGACUCGUCAAGAAGCAACCUUGCAACAGGAAAAGUGCAGUGAAAAUUACAAAAAUAGCUGUUUAAAACUAAAUUUGUUGUACAAAUAUUAUUCAUAAGUUAUAUUUAAGCCUUGAGAGGAUCAAGAAGAGAAAGCGUUAGCCAGAAGUCAAGAGUGCACACAAAACUCGCGAGGAGCCGUUGUCUGUGCGCCAGAGGUCAUCUUAAAAAUACAUUUUCGGGCGUGUGUGCCCCCCGAGCACGAUUUAACCCCCCGCCCAGAUUAGCCCAGACCAACGCAAGUAGCCCCAAAACCUUAAGGAAAAUUAAGACGGCAACCAGUAUCAACAUCCCGCCACAGAAUGAUUCUCGAGAACUCCGACAAGCUUAAGGAUUGGUUGAGCGUCGUCCUGGAGCCACUCUGCGAUGCAGACUCCUCGGCUUUGGCGCGCUAUGUCAUCGCGUUGCUCAAGAAGGACAAAUCGGAUAAGGACCUCAAGCGGAUCAUGAUCGAACAGCUGGAUGUCUUCCUGUCCGAGGAGACGACGCGCUUCGUAGAGCGCCUCUUCGAUGCCAUUGCCAGCGAGGAGUACCUGACGGUGCCAGCCGCCCCCCUGAUAGCGCCUUCCAGUGCCUCCGCCGCUGAGCUGGAUCUCGACCAGGAACUGGCCCUGGCCAUUGACGGGGCCCAGGACGAUAUCGAGGCCGUGCUGGCCGCCGAUUCCCCGCCGCCGGCGCCUAAAGAUAAUGUGAUACACCCAGAUAGCAAUCAGGUCAAGCUGGAUCAGGUCAGCCACGAUGCCAGGGAAGCCGAAGCGCUGGCCUUUAUCAGCCAGGAAGCCGGCAUUGCCUCGCACGCCUCUACAGAUGCCAAGCCAGCCUUUGAUCACAAAACCAAAGAGUCCCACAAUCCACAGUCCGCCUCCAACUACCAACACCACCAUGUGCGCAGUGCCAGUCCACCGGGCCGAAGCAGUGGCGUUAGUGGGACUGGUGGGGCCAGCGGAACAGGCUUGGCUUCGGGCCAUGCUGACAAGGAAAACCAGCCGCGCGAAAGUCGGCGGCGACGUGCUUCCCUGCGUUCCCGCUCGCGCUCCCGAUCGCGUUCCAACGAGCGCGCCUUUCGACGCUCCAGGUCCCGCGACCGGCGAGUUAACGAACGUGAGAAAACCCAACGCCAGUUCCGCAACAAAUCCCCUCCUGGCUCGCAGACCGAUAAUCGACAUCAUGGCCGUCGCAACUUUGAUCGCCGGCGCAUCGGUGGCAAUGUGGACGACCGUCCACGUUUUGGCAACAAUAAGAGCCGGCGCUCCCACAGCCGAUCCAUGUCGCCCGAGCGAAACGUGCGGCGCAACCAGACUUCUCCAGAGCGAGUCCAAGCAGCUCCUGCCAGUCAAGCACCCGCUCCAGUGGCAGCGCCCACGACAGUCGAGCAUCCGGCUGCCCAUCCUCGCCAGCGCUGUCGGGACUUCGACGAGAAGGGAUAUUGUGUCCGGGGCGAGACUUGCCCCUGGGACCAUGGCAUUAAUCCGGUAGUGUUUGAGGGAAUCAACAACUCGGCCCUCAUGAUGUCCAUGCGUGAGUACAAUCCAGAUGCGCCUGAAAUUUGGGCGCGAGGCGGAGGACCACCGCCAGGAGCUGGCCAGGGACCAGUGCCCCCACCGACGCAGCCGGGGCAGACCACCAUUAAUCCGUUUAGUGGAAAUGUGCGACCCAGCACGCUGAUAGGCAGUACUGGGCCCAAUCCGAUGGGCGUGCCCAAUCCCGCUGAUUAUGCCCGCAAUCCAGGUGCACCGCCGCAACCCGCCAUGAUGCCAUUCCCCUUCAAUCCCACUGCGGUGACCACGCCGCUGCAGCGUCAACUGAUACCCAUACCCGUGGUCGAUGGCGCUCCCUCGGGUGGCGUUGCCGAGAUUGGCAAACGACGAUUUGAGCUGGAAGAUACGGUGGCCAUUGCCGAUGUGCCCUCCAAGCGAAAGGUGCCGAUCAACAGUCGCCUUGGCCCCCGUGUUAAUCCCAACAUGCAGCAGCACAACAGUUCGUUGGAACUGAGAAAGGUUCCGCGCGGAUUGAACACCAUCGCACAUUUGAACAACCAUUUUGCGAAGUUCGGGAAGAUCGUCAACAUCCAGGUAUCGUACGAGGGCGAUCCAGAGGCAGCUAUUGUGACCUUCUCCACCCACGCAGAGGCGAAUGUGGCCUACAGGAGCACGGAAGCGGUGCUGAACAAUAGAUUCAUCAAGGUCUUUUGGCACAACGACAGCAGCGGUGCGGAUGUGGGGCAGAUGAACCAAAUGGGCGGCGGCGGUGGAGGCGGUGGUCGGAAGAACGCAAGCCAAUACCAUCUGCACAAUGUUCCCGCCGUCCCCACGCCCAAUGCAGAUAGUGCGAAAAUCAGCAACGCCAAUCCUCUGACCGAAGCUGGCGCGGGUAACAUUGGCACACCGGCGGCAGAACAGGCCAGCACAGCAGCUCCAGCCUCUAUGCGUCUCAAGCUAAACACGACGACGCCGGGUGGCGUUGCUGGAGGAGCAGCAGGUGCCGCUGGAGCUGCUGCGGGGAGACCCUUGAAUCCGGCUGCAAAUGCCGCAAGCCUGCGCAAAAAACAGGAGGAGCAGCAGAAGGCCGUUCACCAGUUGGCCAACGGACUGCGAAAGCGCAAAACGGAACUACUCCAGAGCUACAUGAAGCAGAUGAAGACUGCCCUGGAACUUGUGGAGCGCAUGGACCAACAGGAUGCCCAGAGGGGGCCCACCCUGCAGACAAUCAAGGUGCUGCAGAUGACAAUCGACAAGCUACGUAAGGAAAUCCAGGCUGAGCAAGAUCAGCUACAGGCCCAAAUCCAGCAACAACAGCAGCAACAGCAACCGCCCGUGAAGAAAACCAAGGAACAGCAGAAGAAGGAACUGCUGGACAUGGAGCUGGAGCUAAUCGCCCAGCAGCAGGAGGGCAAUGACACCACGGCCAUACAGAAGCGACUGGAGGAGCUGCAGCGGAACCUGGGCAUCGGCGGAGGCCCAGCGGCGAACAACAAGUCUCCCCACUUCGCAGCAGCUUCCGGUGCAGCCGGCGCUGGCGGAGGACGAAAGCGUCCGAAUCUGCCGGAGGGACCGACGCGUGUGGACAGGCGACCUAAAGCCAUUGUGGUUACCGGCUUUGCGGCCGAGGAGGCAGACUUUGUCCUGGGGCACUUCAAGAACUUCGGAGAGAUUUCCAAGCAUGAUGUAGACCGUGAGAUUCCACAGUUAAUACUCUCGUUUGCAACCCGCUUGAAUGCCGAACAAGCUGUGCUCCGGGGCAAAAUGUACAAAGACAAGCGACUGCAGAUUUCGUGGGCACCCGUGGUGACACCCGCACCCGCUCCUAUGGCAGCGCCGGUUGAGAAGUCCGCAGCACCAACUGCCAUGGCCGCCAGCUUAGAGAACCCCAAACAGUUGAUCCAGUCCGUCAGCGAGAGCGAGAGUCUGUUGGGCAGCGAUACGCUGCCGGAGCUGCGUCUGGAGGAUGAGGAAGAGGACGAGGAGUCCGAGGAUCGUUCCUGGCGUCGUUGAUGCACCGCCCUGCGCUGCUGAGGCGGCCGGCGAAGCUCCAAGUGGCUCACAAGUGUUAGGAAACCCUUAACAUGUAUUUGUUGUUAUUCUAUAUCUAACUGCGGAGUGUGUGGCAGUGCAGAGAAGAAAAAAAGAUCACAGUGACGCACUCGGCACACUAACUGCAUAAUUAAACGCUCUAAAUAUUACUAAUA